Molecule: messenger RNA, 2825 nt
Organism: Pelodiscus sinensis (Chinese soft-shelled turtle)
Lineage: Eukaryota; Metazoa; Chordata; Testudines; Trionychidae
Source: RefSeq, a predicted model, not a curated record
UGAUCCAUCAGGCGUGUGAUUCUCACCACUGAAGACUAACAGGAAGGAUGAAGUAAAAGCUAAAUCUGCCUUGCAGAAGCAACAGCAAUUUUUUCUGCUCUUCAUUUUCCACCACCAGUCUAACCUCCCAUGGCGUCUCCCAGGCUGGAGACCUACUGCUGUCCCAACCGGGAUGCAGCCACACAACUGGUGCUAACUUUCCAGCCCAAGGUUUUUUGUGGUGUUUGCAUCGGCAGUGCUUCAUUUAGUCUGCUGCUCAGCAUCCUGCAGCUCCUCCCCAAGCAGGGGCAGAGUCCCCGGAAGAUGCCAAAAGCUUCCUCCUCCACCACCAUCCUUCUCUUCAUCUCCAUUUGUGACAUCCUCGGUGGUCUAGGUAUAAUUUUCAGAUCAACAGUAUGGAUAGGCUUCCCAGACUUCAUAGCAAACAUCUCUGUGGUGAAUGGAACUGAUGUGUGGCCUUCGACCUUCUGUGUGGGAACUGCCAUGUGGAUCCAGCUGUUGUACAGUGCUGGCUUCUGGUGGCUGUUUUGUUAUGCUGUUGAUUCUUACUUGGUGGUUAGAAGAUCUGCAGGGCUAAGUACAAUAGUGCUGUACCACAUGAUGACCUGGGGCCUGGCAAUCCUGCUGUGUGUAGAGGGAAUUGCCAUGCUUUAUUACCCUUCUGUUGCUAGUUGUGAAAAUGGGCUGCUGCAUGCAAUUCCUCAUUACAUCACGACCUAUGCUCCACUUCUGCUAGUUUUGGUGGCCAAUCCAAUCCUCUUUAGAAUGACAGUAGCAGCAGUUGCCUCCUUUUUCAAAGGAAGACAAGGAAUCUACACGGAGAAUGAAAGACGCCUGGGGACACAGAUUAAGAUCCGCUUUUUCAAAAUUAUGCUGGUGUUCAUUUUAUGCUGGUCAGCAAACAUCAUCAAUGAGAGCCUUUUGUUCUACCUUGAAAUGCAGCCGGAUAUCAAUGGAAGCACCCUGAAAAGUGUUAGAAAUGCUGCAUUGAUCACAUGGAUUAUAAUGGGAGUACUGAAUCCAAUGCAAGGUUUUCUCUUCACACUCGCUUUCUAUGGCUGGACUGGGUGGAAAGUGAACCUGAAAUGGCAAGAGCGAGAAAUACCAUGGGAAUCAAUGUCCACAUCAGCUGUUGCUGACAAUGGCUACCCCUCUCCUGUUGGAUCAUCUGUGAACUACCAAAACAGCAGCCAUGACUCAAAGAAGAUAACACUAGCCAGCAGCCAGCAGACGGAUGAGGCCGUAAGCAUGCUGUCUGAAGAGGUGCAGCUCUAGAUCUGGAAUUCUAUCGCUAGGAUUGGAGGGAUGCAAAACUGUCAUCUUUAAAACACUGGUCACAUAUUGGAAAGAUGCAGCUUUGACACAGAUAUGGAUUUGCAUUGUUUGCAUUAUAGAAUACUGCUUAGUAACUCUCCUUUUACCCUGCCCAUUUGAAUGUAAGUGGGAUAUUUAAAUGUACUUUUAUCUAAAUGUGGUUGCAAUUAGUAGGAAUAUAGUCUUUGAGUACCAUGCAGUCUGGCAUUUAAACCAUUAUAAGGGAUGUAUGGUAUAAUUUUCAGCAUCAUCUAAAUGACUUUGGUGCCUUCAUCCCUAGGAAAGCCAGUGAAAUGGAGCAUGAAGUCCGUUCUUUGAGGAGUUAUUUUUUAUCCUGCUUUACUGAACUCAAGGGAAUUCAGUCACACUAUUUAUUUCCUUCCCUAACCACUGUGCUCAGCACUGUUGUGUCAAAGCACUUGUGCCCAAAUACUUGUUAAAACAGCUUGAAGGUUAAGAAGCAACUGGGCUCAGUCUACAGUGCUUACGUGUGGUUUUAACCCUGCUAAAAGGCUAACCUAGAUUAUAGCAUGGUUUGACAAACUUACACUGACCAAGCCAAACUGAUUACUGUUUUCUUUUAAAUGCUAGUCCAGGCCUAGGUUAGAACAAAUCUUUAAAUCAAUUCAAACAAUUUGGCUCAACUAUACCGUCUGUCCCAACUGUGUUAUAACUGGUUCUGGUAAAACCAUGUUUAAGCAAAAAUAGACUGUCAAAUAAGAUUGAAAACCUUGUCUACCUUUUUAAAAUUAAAGAGAAGAAUGAUAACAGCCACAUUGCUUAGAGUUCCAGGAAGGUCAGAGAAGCAGGCUCAUCUGGAGGUAAAACACAAGUGAUCUUAUGUUAAUCAAUAAAACUGUUGUACAGUAAAUCAAUAAAAACAGGGAUAGAGCUUUAAAGAGCUGUCGUUCCCAUGUCAAACACCUUUAAAAUCAUACUCUUUAAAAGCAAUCAUGUCUAUUUCCCCUUCCUCCCUUUCUUUGCUUGUUGCAAGAACAAUUUGCAUGUAACAGGAUAUUUUAUUUUGGAAUAAUUCAUUUCCUCUGAUCCAGAAAUCCUUACCCUUUGUUUGUAAAACUGGUCAUUUCCAUUGACGCUAAUAGUAAUGCUAGAGAAAGAGGAUGAAGAUUUCUAAAGCACAUUUAAAUUGAUGCUUACAAAAUAAAGAUCUAGUUUUCAUUGAAGUGCGAGGAGCAGAAAGAAAUCAAGACUAGUACAGGUAGACAAAUGGUUGUUAAUCUGUGGUCAGGUGCUACUGUCCGGGGCAGCAGCACAACCCACUAAAAUAAAGAAACAGAACAUGCCUUCAAAGGCACUGCCAUGUUCUGAGGAUCAGUUUGCAAGGUAGCAGUUGGUAACCUAGAAGUCUGGUUAACUAAUCAAGUAUUCCUUCUGCUCCAGUGCAUCACAGGUUGCUGAACACAUCUGAAAGUGGGACAUGCACUUCCCUUUGCACUCCACAGCCUGUACUCCAUUUUGGGAGACUAGGGCAGCAUUGAGCAAGUAGACUC